GGGGCAGGCAGGAAGAGUCACAGAGAGGAAGGGGUGACACCUCCCCACACUUGGGAGGGGCCCCCAGCGGUUGCCAAAGCUAUGUGAGGAGGAGGAAGUGAGAGGAGGCUCAGGGCACCAUGGCCCAGGCCCUGGGGGAGGAUCUGGUGCAGUCGCCCGAGCUGCAGGAUGACUCCAGCUCUUUGGGGUCGGACUCAGAACUCAGCGGGCCUGGCCCAUAUCGCCAGGCCGACCGCUAUGGAUUCAUUGGGGGCAGUUCGGCAGAGCGAGGGCCGGGCCACGCCCCUGCAGACCUCAUCCGCCAACGGGAGAUGAAGUGGGUGGAGAUGACCUCUCACUGGGAGAAAACCAUGUCCCGGAGGUACAAGAAGGUGAAGAUGCAGUGCCGGAAAGGUAUCCCAUCUGCCCUGCGUGCCCGGUGCUGGCCCCUGUUGUGCGGGGCCCACGUAUGCCAAAAGAACAACCCUGGCACCUAUCAGGAGCUGGCAGAGGCCCCUGGAGACCCACAGUGGAUGGAGACCAUUGGCAGGGACCUGCACCGCCAGUUCCCCCUGCAUGAGAUGUUUGUGUCACCCCAGGGCCACGGGCAGCAGGGGCUCCUGCAGGUGCUCAAGGCCUACACCCUGUAUCGACCGGAGCAGGGCUACUGCCAGGCCCAGGGGCCCGUGGCUGCUGUGCUGCUCAUGCAUCUGCCCCCGGAGGAGGCCUUCUGGUGCCUGGUGCAAAUCUGUGAGGUCUACCUCCCUGGCUACUAUGGGCCCCACAUGGAGGCUGUGCGGCUGGACGCCGAGGUGUUCAUGGCUCUGCUGCGGCGGCUGCUCCCGCACGUGCACAAGCACCUGCAGCAGGUGGGCGUCGGGCCCCUGCUCUACCUGCCAGAGUGGUUCCUGUGCCUCUUUGCCCGCUCCCUGCCCUUCCCCACAGUGCUGCGUGUCUGGGAUGCCUUCCUCAGUGAAGGUGCCAAAGUGCUGUUCCGUGUGGGGCUGACGCUGGUGCGCCUGGCGCUGGGCACUGCAGAGCAGCGCAGGGCCUGCCCUGGCCUCCUGGAGACACUGGGAGCCCUUCGAGCCAUCUCCCCCACACAGCUGCAGGAGGAGGUCUUCAUGUCUCAGGUGCACAGCGUGGUGCUGUCGGAGCGGGACCUGCAGCGGGAAAUCAAGGCCCAGCUGGCCCAGCUGCCCGAUUCUGCACCGGGGCCCCCGCCCCGGCCACAGGCCCGCCUCGCCGGGGCCCAAGCCAUCUUCGAGGCCCAGCAGCUGGCAGGGGUGCAACGAGGUGCCAAGCCUGAGGUGCCUCGGAUUGUAGUGCAGCCCCCGGAGGAGCCCAGACCACCACGGCGGAAACCCCAGACCCGAGGCAAGACUUUCCAUGGGCUCCUGACCCGGGCCCGGGGCCCCCCCCUCGAAGGACCCCCCAGACCCCAACGAAGCUCCACCUCCUUCCUGGAUACCCGCUUCUGAGAGGACGAUGGACUCAGUUUCCCCCAGGCUCGAUCACCUGGUGGCUGAUACCCAGUCCUGCACUUUACUCUUGGGACCUGGGGACUCAGCUUCCUUCCUGGCAAGGACUAGGCGGAGGAGGAGGAGGAGGUCCUCUGUGGUACAUACUGGGUGAGGCACUAGCAUGGAAGGGGGUCCCAGAGUGGGGCACGUGAGGACCGAUGGAGCCAUCCUGGUGCCCAGGCCCUCACAAGUACCAAAGCCAGCACUGAACAAGUCAGGGAAGGGGUUGGCUGGGCCAAGGGACCCCAGAGAGCUCCAGGAAUAAAAUCUUGAACAGAUGCCUCA
Molecule: messenger RNA, 1787 nt
Organism: Sapajus apella (tufted capuchin)
Lineage: Eukaryota; Metazoa; Chordata; Mammalia; Primates; Cebidae
Gene: TBC1D10C
Product: TBC1 domain family member 10C
Exons: 10
Coding region: 120-1460 (446 amino acids)
Source: RefSeq, a predicted model, not a curated record